Nomascus leucogenys (northern white-cheeked gibbon) is the source of this 2520-nucleotide messenger RNA. RefSeq names its product DEAD-box helicase 56 (gene DDX56). The record is from RefSeq and is a predicted model, not a curated record. Gene Ontology annotation, molecular function: RNA helicase activity; ATP binding; nucleic acid binding. Gene Ontology annotation, cellular component: nucleolus. Lineage: Eukaryota; Metazoa; Chordata; Mammalia; Primates; Hylobatidae.
GUCGCGAGAAUCAGGUGCGUCAGCGGCGUCCGGAAACGCCAGAGGAGCCAGUGGAGCGGCUCUGUAGUCCAAAGUACACCGUCGACCCCAGCAGGACCGCUCCACCGCCGCCUAUUAGACCCAGUCCCGGGGACUGCGCAGUCGCAGAGCUCCGUCCGAGUACCGGAAGCCUAGGAGCCAGCACUUCCGGGAAGUGACUGCGUCUCCGAAGCCGAUUGGUUGUUGCCUUGCUCCCGCUCGCGUCGGUGGCGUUUUUCCUGCAGCGCGUGCGUGGUACGCUACUGAGCAGCGCCAUGGAGGAUUCUGAAGCACUGGGCUUCGAGCACAUGGGCCUCGAUCCCCGACUCCUUCAGGCUGUCACCGAUCUGGGCUGGUCGCGACCUACGCUGAUCCAGGAAAAGGCCAUCCCACUGGCCCUAGAAGGGAAGGACCUCCUGGCUCGAGCCCGCACGGGCUCCGGGAAGACGGCCGCUUAUGCCAUUCCGAUGCUGCAGCUGUUGCUCCAUAGGAAGGCGACAGGUCCCGUGGUAGAACAGGCAGUGAGAGGCCUUGUUCUUGUUCCUACCAAGGAGCUGGCACGGCAGGCACAGUCCAUGAUUCAGCAGCUGGCUACCUACUGUGCUCGGGAUGUCCGAGUGGCCAAUGUCUCAGCUGCUGAAGACUCAGCCUCUCAGAGAGCUGUGCUGAUGGAGAAGCCAGAUGUGGUAGUGGGGACCCCAUCUCGCAUAUUAAGCCACUUGCAGCAAGACAGCCUGAAACUUCGUGACUCCCUGGAGCUUUUGGUGGUGGACGAAGCUGAUCUUCUUUUUUCCUUUGGCUUUGAAGAAGAGCUCAAGAGUCUCCUCUGUCACUUGCCCCGGAUUUACCAGGCUUUUCUCAUGUCAGCUACUUUUAACGAGGACGUACAAGCACUCAAGGAGCUGGUAUUACAUAACCCGGUUACCCUUAAGUUACAGGAGUCCCAGCUGCCUGGGCCAGACCAGUUACAGCAGUUUCAGGUGGUCUGUGAGACUGAGGAAGACAAAUUCCUCCUGCUGUAUGCCCUGCUCAAGCUGUCAUUGAUUCGGGGCAAGUCUCUGCUCUUUGUCAACACUCUAGACCGGAGUUACCGGCUACGCCUGUUCCUGGAGCAGUUCAGUAUCCCCAGCUGUGUGCUCAAUGGAGAACUUCCACUGCGCUCCAGGUGCCACAUCAUCUCACAGUUCAACCAAGGCUUCUACGACUGUGUCAUAGCAACUGAUGCUGAAGUCCUGGGGGCCCCGAUCAAGGGCAAGCGUCGGGGCCGAGGGCCCAAAGGGGACAAGGCCUCUGAUCCGGAGGCAGGUGUGGCCCGGGGCAUAGACUUCCAUCAUGUGUCUGCUGUGCUCAACUUUGAUCUUCCCCCAACCCCUGAGGCCUACAUCCAUCGAGCUGGCAGGACAGCACGUGCUAACAACCCAGGCAUAGUCUUAACCUUUGUGCUGCCCACGGAGCAGUCCCACUUAGGCAAGAUUGAGGAGCUUCUCAGUGGAGAGAACAGGAGCCCCAUUCUGCUCCCCUACCAGUUCCGGAUGGAGGAGAUCGAGGGCUUCCGCUAUCGCUGCAGGGAUGCCAUGCGCUCAGUGACUAAGCAGGCCAUUCGGGAGGCAAGAUUGAAGGAGAUCAAGGAGGAGCUUCUGCACUCUGAGAAGCUUAAGACAUACUUUGAAGACAACCCCAGGGACCUCCAGCUGCUGCGGCAUGACCUACCUUUGCACCCCGCCGUGGUGAAGCCCCACCUGGGCCAUGUUCCUGACUACCUGGUUCCUCCUGCUCUCCGUGGCCUGGUGCGCCCUCACAAGAAGCGGAAGAAGCUGUCUUCCUCUUGUAGGAAGGCCAAGAGAGUGAAGUCCCAGAACCCACUGCGCAGCUUCAAGCACACAGGAAAGAAAUUCAGACCCACAGCCAAGCCCUCCUGAGGUUGUUGGGCCUCUCUGGAGCUGAGCACAUUGUGGAGCACAGGCUUAAACCCUUUGUGGACAGGCGAGGCUCUGGUGCUUACGGCACAGCCUGAACAGACAAUUCUGGGGCCGGCAGUGCUGGGCCCUUUAGCUCCUUGGCACUUCCAAGCUGGCAUCUUGCCCCUUGACAACAGAAUAAAAAUUUUAGCUGCCCCAGUUUGUGCCUCCGGCAUGUGAAAAGGACUAUUCGAAUCCCCAAAACAUCAGGAGUCGGGAAACUUCCAGAAGACAGCUGCGCCUGGCUCUGCGGCUGCAUGCAGUGCUUCACUUGGCCAGCAGAGGUCAGCUGUGCCGAGCUGCCCUAGCCAUGAGAAGAGAAGCCUGCCCUUGCUGGCAGGUGGCUAUGGCCGGCCCAGAGCCUUCCUGCCCAGCUCCUGCAGCCCUGCUGCCUGGGAUCAGGCUGGGAGAUGGGCCUUCCUGACCACCAGCCUGCCUCUCCCUGAGCACACGCACAUGUAGAUUCAGGGGGAAGCUGCCUUCUCUUCCUUAGAGGAGCCAGGGCAGCUAUCUGCUGGUCCCUUUCUGAACAACUGUUGAUGUG